AGCCUGGGAMGGUCCCACCCAGCAGCAGCCUUAUUUUCUGCACAGGGAGCAGGAAGGCUGGCAGUCAGGCAGCUGGUCUGCAUGCAGGUAAAUAUUUGACUGGGUAUUUGCCUGUUGGGUGCGGGGAAGAGACUUGGCGAGGACACCAGCCCAGAGGAAGCAGUCAUAACCAGGAGCCYCAAGAACAAUCCAGAGACACUUCGUCCGCUAGUGCAUCGCCCACCCGGGCUUCAGGUGGCCCSUUACCAGCCAGAUGUUCACUGCAAACGCAAGGACCAGGCAGCUAAAUGGCACCUGCACMAGCUCAGUGGACAUGGAGCUCUUUCUCCAUUACUCCCUCAUCCCAUCACUUUUCAUCAUUUUGGUCUUGUCCCUCCUACAAAGACGAGAGCACUGUAGACAGACAGACGACACCUCCUACCUCCUGGGAAACCACUUUGGAAUCAUCGUGCCUCUGGACUUYGUGGGGACUUUCAGUAACCGGUGGUCCUAUGGAAUCGCCUUUGGGGCCACAGCCAAUAAGAUCAUGUUCUUGUUCUCAGAAGGCUACCAGCCCCUGCAGGUCCCGCAGUGGGCCCAAGCCUUUGUGCUUCUGAUCGGAGGCUUCGAGGUCGGCCUGUCCUUCUUCCCCUUCUUCGCCUGCCUCUCGUCCGAGUUCCGGCUGACCAGCUCCAUCCUGGGCUUCUGCUACUCCCUGCUCUGGUUUGUUGUCACUGUUCUUCAAAUCUCAGAGUGUCCCAAUGGGCAGUUUGUGGGGAGGUACGAGACCCUGCUCUUCUACUGGCCCUCCCUGCUGUGCCUGGCUUUCUUGCUGGGCCGCUUCCUGCACAUGUUCGUCAAGGCUCUGAAGGCCCACCUGGGCUGGGAGCCCCACGCGGAGGAAAAGCCCCUGCUGGAAGCUCACCAGGCCGAGCAYGUCAAACAGCUCCUGAGGAAGGCCUGCCCACGAGAGAGAAAAAAGUCUUGGUUCCAAACCAGGGUAUAUGACUGGGACCCCUGUUUUCAAUUCCCAAGCAGAAUGGUUGGAACUAUCAUCUUGGCUUUCAUCUGCCUGUACCUUUUCAUCAUCAUUGAGUUCUGCAUGUUCGUGUUCGUGAGAGACAAGCUGGAUGUGUUUGAAGGCAAGCUGGAGAGUUAUGUGGCCUUAAUGAAUGAGACGGGGACCCUGACCCCAGUCAUCUUGCAGGUGAAGGAGCUGAUCAGCGUCUCCAAAGGAGUCUGGGUGGCUACCAUUUUGCCUGCAUCUCUCACGAGUGUGAGCUAUCUGUUCCAUAUUUUGGCCUGUUACAGAAAACACAUGAAGAGGCUGUGGGCAGGAGAUAAACACUUUCUCCCUUUGCGGUUCCACAAUCCUUCUCCGUCCGAGAGUGUGGUGGCCAUUGCAAGGUACUCCGGCUGGCAGAUAGCUUACAUCCUGUGGGGCUACCUCAUCAUCCAUGUGAUGCAGAGCCUGUGUGGCCUGAUGAUCAUGUAUGGCCUGGUGCUGCCUGUCACCCACCACAGGGGCCUGGAGAUGCUCCGAAGGCUGGGACUUGGGAUCCUCACCAUCUCCAUCAUCUUGGGCCUCAUGAUCCUGCAGAUGUGGAUUGCCGCCAGCUUCUUCCUGCAGCCCAAGCUGGGCCCAGGGGACAAGCAGAAGCCCUUGGCUCUCAAUAACAGGAAAGCCUUCCACAACUUCAACUAUUUCCUGUUCUUCUACAACGUGCUGCUGGGCCUGGGCGCCUGCCUCUCCAGGUUGCUCAUCAGUUGCAUCCUGGGCACAUGGCUGAUUGCGCGCAUCGACAGGACCAUCAUGCAGAGUGGCUAUGAGGGAGCAGACAUGGGGUUCAGCGCGUGGAUCGGCAUGCUCUAUGUGGACCAUUAUCACACCAACCCCGUGCUCGUCAGCUUUUGCCACAUCCUGCUCACAGGCCACAGGGAGAGGAAGCUGCAGAAGGCCAUCAAAUACUGGUGCCUGGACCAAUCAGCAGGUCCCCGCAUCUCAGCUAGGUCCAGGACGAGGUGGCGCCUGCUGCAGACCCUGAUCAACAACCCCAGACUCAUCAUGCUCAGAAAAUCAAAAUCAGGACAUGGUUCCCAGGAGUUUACCCAGAUUCUGUUGACGUGCUCAGAGAGCUAACACUGGCUACCCACAUCUGCUCCGAGGCCAGGUCAGGUCRUCUGCUCCUGAGAGAAGGCUCAGGCUAACCAGCAGCUGUUCCCUGUGAUGGGAGGGGGCGGCACAGGCACUGUCCAUGCACAUGGCAGACAGCAUUGUGGCAUGGCCACCUGGACUGAAGGUCGAAGUUUCAGGACUAUUUCGCUCUUUUAUGAAAAAAAAAAAAAGAUAAAAUACUAAAGAGAAGUUUGUUGAGCAAACUUUAUCCACGGAUACUUCUACUAUCCACCAUUGGUAGGCGACCUUGGGAAGUUACC
Messenger RNA from Urocitellus parryii (Arctic ground squirrel), 2415 nucleotides. Its product is annotated as stimulated by retinoic acid gene 6 protein-like. Gene Ontology annotation, biological process: vitamin A import into cell. Gene Ontology annotation, cellular component: plasma membrane. The record is from RefSeq and is a predicted model, not a curated record. Gene Ontology annotation, molecular function: signaling receptor activity; retinol transmembrane transporter activity. Lineage: Eukaryota; Metazoa; Chordata; Mammalia; Rodentia; Sciuridae.